Microtus oregoni (creeping vole) is the source of this 915-nucleotide messenger RNA. RefSeq names its product SS nuclear autoantigen 1 (gene Ssna1). Gene Ontology annotation, cellular component: ciliary basal body; centrosome. Lineage: Eukaryota; Metazoa; Chordata; Mammalia; Rodentia; Cricetidae. The record is from RefSeq and is a predicted model, not a curated record. The coding region runs from base 106 to 465 and encodes 119 amino acids. The transcript has 3 exons.
CGCGCCGCCGUGACGUUCGCGGGUCCGCGCGCCGCGGAGACAGUGCGCAGGCGCGGGAUUGGCGGUGCCGGGCGGCGGUUGAGGCUUCCAGGCGCGGCGCCGACCAUGACCCAACAGGGCGCGGCGCUGCAGAACUACAACAACGAGCUGGUCAAGUGCAUCGAGGAGCUGUGUCAGAAGCGAGAGGAGCUGUGCCGGCAGAUCCAGCAGGAGGAGGACGAAAAGCAGCGGCUGCAGAAUGAGGUGAGGCAGCUAACGGAGAAGCUGGCCCGCGUCAACGAGAACCUGGCGCGCAAGAUCGCCUCUCGCAAUGAGUUUGACCGGACCAUCGCCGAGACCGAGGCCGCCUACCUCAAGAUCCUGGAGAGCUCCCAGACUCUGCUGAGUGUCCUCAAAAGGGAAGCUGGGAACCUGACUAAAGCCACAGCCUCAGACCAGAAGAGUAGUGGAGGCAAGGACAGCUGACGAGUGCCCGUCUCAGCCGUGGCCUAUGGCUGCCCAGUCCCCGACGUGUCUGUCCUAAAGCAUCUCUGUUCUUCGUGACCUCAGAUGCCUUCCCAAGAUCUCAGGUGCCCAGAGGGACAACUUCCGACCUCCACCUGCCUUGGGUGACGAGAAAAGCCCUAGGACAGGAAAACUCCAACGGGAAAGGAGUUCCCAGCUCUGUGUCAUGGGAACCCUGAGCUCCUGGUUAGCUCCUUGAGGGGCCUCUCUCUGAAGCCCCUGUACUUCCUUGGGCUGCCAGGAAGGUCCUGGUCCUAGUCCAAGUACUGUGGGAGCCCCUCACUUUGUCUCCUCAGCCACUAGGGGCCCAGGCCAGGCAUGCUGAGGAAAGAUUCUUGGCUCCAGAACUGAAACCUUAGGGUCGAUCCCCAUGGCCUCUGACGUUUCAAUAAAGGUUGUUUUGCAAAGGUC